Nymphaea colorata (pocket water lily) is the source of this 1879-nucleotide messenger RNA. Its product is annotated as dihydrolipoyllysine-residue acetyltransferase component 4 of pyruvate dehydrogenase complex, chloroplastic. Bases 192 to 1646 code for a protein of 484 amino acids. Gene Ontology annotation, molecular function: dihydrolipoyllysine-residue acetyltransferase activity. The record is from RefSeq and is a predicted model, not a curated record. The transcript is spliced from 6 exons. Gene Ontology annotation, biological process: pyruvate decarboxylation to acetyl-CoA. Gene Ontology annotation, cellular component: chloroplast thylakoid; chloroplast envelope; pyruvate dehydrogenase complex. Lineage: Eukaryota; Viridiplantae; Streptophyta; Magnoliopsida; Nymphaeales; Nymphaeaceae.
CAUCAUCAUCUGUUAUGGCCUUUGGGUUGCCGAUGUGGUGGCCUACUACUACCCACUCCAGGAGCGAUGGGGGCGAUGUAAACAACGAACUCUGAACAGAGUGAAGCCCUCGACAUCUCCGCCCUCUCUCUCAGUCUCUCUAAACACACAAUCUUCCUCUCUCACUCUCUUGAAUCAGAGCGAGGAAGAGAAUGGCGUCGCAGCUAUUAGCUAGGCCCCCUCCACCCUCCACCCUUUCCUUCUCUUCCUCCUUCCGCAAUGGCCUCCGCUCUCCCUCCGCUGCCCCCAUUCCGCGCUACCUCAGGCGGAAGAACCCCGCAGUCACCGCCAAGAUCCGGGAGAUCUUCAUGCCAGCGCUCAGCUCCACUAUGACGGAAGGGAAGAUCGUCUCCUGGGUGAAGUCCGAGGGUGACGUCCUCUCCAAGGGGGAGAGCGUCGUCGUCGUCGAGUCCGACAAGGCCGACAUGGACGUCGAGACUUUCUACGACGGCAUCCUCGCGGCCAUCGUCGUCGGCGACGGCGAGACGGCUCCCGUGGGAGCUCCAAUCGGCCUGCUCGCCGAGACCGAAGAGGAGAUUGCUGAAGCUAAGGCCCAGGCUGCAGCCAAGUCGUCGUCUUCCGCUGCUGCUGCUUCUCCUCCUCCUCCGCUGCCGCCUCCACCUUCCUCGGAUAACUCCGUCCCCGCAGCUAGGGCUCCGCCACCUCCAAUUGCGGCCGACGGGCCGCGGAAGAUCGUUGCGACGCCGCACGCGAAGAAGCUUGCUAAGCAGCAUAAGGUGGAUCUGGGAUCUGUAGCGGGAACCGGACCGUAUGGCCGGAUCACUUCCGCUGAUAUAGAGAAGGCUGCGGGAAUUUUGCCUUCUGAUAGCAAACCUGCCUCUGUAGCACCGGUUGCUGCUCCUUCUGUGACGCCAUCGCCAUCGCCAUCGCCUCCUCCACCUGCUACGGCCUCUGCUUCGCUGCCCCAGAUUCCCGGAUCCACGGUGGUUCCUUUCACCUCGAUGCAAGCUGCUGUCUCCAGAAACAUGGUUGAAAGCCUCUCCGUGCCCACAUUCCGUGUUGGGUAUCCUGUGAUCACGGACGCUCUUGAUGCUCUGUACACAAAGGUGAAACCGAAGGGAGUAACCAUGACUGUUCUAUUGGCAAAAGCAGCUGCCAUGGCACUUGCCCAGCACCCAGUUGUGAACGCAAGCUGCAAGGACGGGAAGAGUUUCACAUAUAAUAGCAACAUAAAUAUUGCAGUGGCUGUGGCGAUGGAUGGUGGUCUCAUAACCCCUGUUCUGCAGAAUGUCGAUAAGGUAGAUCUUUAUUUGUUAUCACAACAAUGGAAAGACUUGGUAGAGAAAGCUCGAGCUAAGCAACUUCAGCCUCAUGAAUAUAAUUCUGGGACAUUCACUUUGUCAAAUUUAGGAAUGUUUGGAGUUGAUAGAUUCGAUGCCAUCCUUCCACCUGGCCAAGGGGCAAUCAUGGCUGUUGGUGCAUCAAAACCCACUGUUGUGGCAAGAGGUGAUGGAUUCUUUAGUGUGAAGAACGAGAUGCUGGUGAAUGUGACGGCCGACCAUCGGAUUGUUUAUGGUGCUGACUUAGCUGCUUUUCUCCAGACCUUCGCAAAGAUCAUCGAGAACCCCGACAGUCUAACUUUGUAGUGGUAAGCAGGCUUUGAUCUACGCACUUCUCAUCCACUUAUUACACCGAAGAAUAGGAGGGCCGGUAUUCUAUUCUUGAAUGCCAUCAGAUCGGAGCUUUUUUUGAGUUAACAUUUUUUGUUUUGCAUUGUAAGAAGAGGAACUUCAGUUUUUCCUGCGGUGAAGUAAACUUCCAGCUUUUUACUGAUCAACUUUUGCUGCUUUUGAAGAAGACUGAAUUUUUUUUCUGAUUA